AUGGCAGAUGGCUCUCUAGUCCAAUCUCAGGGCAUCUGGAAAAGCACGAUCAAAUGGGGAUCCACUGCUGUAUACACGUCAUUCGAGGUUUUUGAUAGCGGAGGCAUGUGGAAAAUGCUAAUUGGUAAACCGUUGCUCGAACAGUUGUGUGCUGUCCACGACUACGCGCAAGAUAUAAUUUCUAUUCCUUCAUAUCCCAAGCCAAGUAUUGUUACUAACUUAUAUAAUUCCCCUUCAGCGCCAAUGAAAGGAAUGCCAGCACCGCCACCCAAACAAAGCAUGCCAAUACCUGUCGACCGCGCAAACGCACCUAUGUUCCUUAUCGCCACCAUACCUGCAGAUGUUAUGGAUACACAAGCUGUAUCAGCUGAAGAACAACAUGUGUUCGAGUUGUCAUCACACCUCACACAGAGCCGAAUAGACGAAUAUACUGCAACUCUGGCAAAGAUGGGCGCACAUAUAGUGGUAGCAAGUAACCGGCCGAAGAUAUCCAUGGUGACCGAGUCUUCAACGUUCACCCCAUGCUCACCUAGUAUUGCAACAGUGAGUCCUUCCGUGAGAGACGACACCAGCAAGGAGAACAACAUCUGGCCAAUACACAUGGACGCAAGCGAGCACCUGGGGGAAAUCCCCAACUUUCCUAAGACGACACAGAAGAAUAAUGUAUAUACUCGUAAUUCGGACCCAUUCAACAAAGACCACAUAGCCGAGGUACUCAAGUCUAUCAUGAUAGGGGAGGAUCUAUCCACGGAACAGAGACAACAGCGCGCAUAUCUUUACGAACGUCUCAACGAACUUGAGUCAGCGGGCAUAAUACGUCGUAUCGCACCAGAGGAAGUCAAGGCUGCAAGUCCAACGGUGCUGGCCCAGAAAGCACACGGGUCUGAAGGUCUACCGUUUGAAGAGUGA
Suillus fuscotomentosus is the source of this 909-nucleotide messenger RNA. RefSeq lists its product as uncharacterized. NCBI's taxonomy places the organism in Eukaryota, Fungi, Basidiomycota, Agaricomycetes, Boletales, Suillaceae. The record is from RefSeq and is a predicted model, not a curated record. Bases 1 to 909 code for a protein of 302 amino acids. The transcript has 2 exons.